Protobothrops mucrosquamatus (brown spotted pit viper) is the source of this 642-nucleotide messenger RNA. Its product is annotated as transmembrane protein 107-like. The record is from RefSeq and is a predicted model, not a curated record. Gene Ontology annotation, cellular component: MKS complex. Lineage: Eukaryota; Metazoa; Chordata; Lepidosauria; Squamata; Viperidae. Gene Ontology annotation, biological process: non-motile cilium assembly; protein localization to ciliary transition zone. The transcript has 4 exons. The annotation marks the transcript as partial.
UUCCUCCAGGAGAACAAUGUCCGCGCUUCCCUCCCUCUUCAGUGCACGCAAGAGGAAUUUGACCACCGAGACACCGAGAUGGUGGUGGCGUUGUCCGUAACCCUUGGGCUGUUUGUGGUGGAGCUGGCCGGCUUCCUCUCCGGAGUGUCCAUGUUCAACAACGUGCAAAGUCUGCUUUCGUUGGUUGCCCACUGCAGCGCCUCCAUCUGCCUCUCAUUCUUCGUCUUUGAGCGUUGGGAGACGGUCACUUACUGGUACAUCAUGGGGUUUUGCAGUGCCUUACCGGCUGCUGUCGAGAUCUUCCUGUUCAUCUCCGUCUUCGGACUCAAGAAGAAGCCACUGUGAAAAGGACAACGAGGGCGACGGCCUCUGUCCAGACGAGACCUCUCGUUCGGAUUAUCCCAGUGCAGAGGGAACUCCAAAAGAGCACGAGAUGGAGAUCAAAUGUCCUUCCCGUAGGACUAUCACCUGUCCCUGGUUUUCAACUCCAUCUUUGCUCACUCCUCCACGGACAAAAAAGCAGCUGGGUCUUCUGCAGAGCUUGGAUUCCUUCCGUGGAAACCUCUUAAUAGUGUAUCCGUGAUGGCAUCCUAUAUUUCAUCAAGAGUAGUAUUUACUGUGGCAGCUUUCAGAUGGAAGCUU